Messenger RNA from Elgaria multicarinata webbii, 1499 nucleotides. RefSeq names its product solute carrier family 30 member 6 (gene SLC30A6). The record is from RefSeq and is a predicted model, not a curated record. Gene Ontology annotation, cellular component: membrane; Golgi apparatus. Bases 100 to 1482 code for a protein of 460 amino acids. The transcript has 14 exons. Gene Ontology annotation, molecular function: monoatomic cation transmembrane transporter activity. NCBI's taxonomy places the organism in Eukaryota, Metazoa, Chordata, Lepidosauria, Squamata, Anguidae. Gene Ontology annotation, biological process: transmembrane transport; zinc ion transport.
CCAAUUACACGUCAGCAAAUUCAACUCCGGCCUUGUCCCCAUGGUGACACGAGGAGCCCGCCUGUUCCGGCCCCUUUGGGGAGCCGCUAGUUCCUCAACAUGGGGACAAUUCACUUGUUUCGCAAAUCACAGAAAUCUCUACUUGGCAAGUUAACACAAGAAUUUAGAUCCGUAGCGGCUGAUCGAAGGUCCUGGAAGAUCUUGCUCUUUGGUGCAAUAAACAUAGUAUGUACUGGUUUCCUACUUAUGUGGUGCAGUUCCACGAACAGUAUAGCUUUAACUGCAUAUACCUACCUAACAAUUUUUGACCUUUUCAGCUUAAUAACAUGCUUAAUAAGUUAUUGGGUAAUGAUGAAGAAGCCCAGCCCAGCCUAUUCAUUUGGGUUUGAGAGAUUCGAAGUCCUAGCAGUAUUUGCUUCCACAGUUCUAGCACAGCUUGGCGCUCUUUUUAUACUAAAAGAAAGUGCUGAACGUUUCCUGGAACAACCAGAAAUCCACACGGGUCGAUUGUUGGUUGGCACCUUUGUGGCGCUCUCUUUCAACCUGUUUACGAUGCUUUCUAUUAGGAAUAAGCCUUUUUCUUAUGUGUCUGAAGCUGCAAGUACAAGCUGGCUUCAGGAACAUGUCGCUGAUCUCAGUAGGAGUGUGUGUGGUAUCAUUCCGGGGUUGAGCAGCAUCUUCCUUCCACGUAUGAAUCCUUUCAUCUUGAUUGACCUUGCAGGGGCUUUAGCACUUUGCAUUACAUACAUGCUCAUUGAAAUUAAUAAUUAUUUUGCUGUUGAUACUGCUUCUGCAGUAGCCAUUGCCUUGAUGACGUUUGGUACCAUGUAUCCCAUGAGCGUCUACAGUGGAAAGGUAUUGCUUCAGACAACACCACCCCAUGUGAUCGGACAGCUAGAUAAACUUAUAAGAGAGGUUUCUACUUUGGAUGGUGUUUUAGAAGUUCGAAAUGAACACUUCUGGACAUUGGGGUUUGGCUCUCUGGCUGGAUCAGUACAUGUGAGGAUUCGAAGAGAUGCCAAUGAACAAAUGGUACUUGCACAUGUGACCAAUCGGUUGUAUACAUUAGUGUCUACUUUGACUGUUCAGAUUUUCAAAGACGACUGGAUCAGGCCUACCUUGGCCACUGGACCUAUCGCAAACAAUAUGCUGAAUCUUUCAGAUCAUCACAUCAUUCCAAUGCCACCUCUAAAGGCAGCAGAAAACUCUAACCCUGCUACUUCUACCCCAGCUAAACCAAGCAGCCCACCUCCUGAAUUCUCUUUUAAUACACCUGGCAAAAAUAUGAACCCAGUCAUUCUCCUGAAUACUCAGACAAGGCCCUAUGGACUAGGCUUCAACCAUGGGACUGUACCUUACAACAAUGUCUUCACUCAAGGGGUUGGAGUACUGGGAAUGGGAGCAACCCAGGGAUCCAGGACUGGCUUAAUAAAUGCCCCCUACAGAUAUGGAACUGGUACUCGAGGUCAGUCCAGACCCUAAUAAAGUAUUUCCCCCUA